Messenger RNA from Micropterus salmoides (largemouth bass), 2722 nucleotides. Its product is annotated as zinc finger protein 317-like. Gene Ontology annotation, molecular function: RNA polymerase II cis-regulatory region sequence-specific DNA binding; DNA-binding transcription factor activity, RNA polymerase II-specific. Gene Ontology annotation, biological process: regulation of transcription by RNA polymerase II. Lineage: Eukaryota; Metazoa; Chordata; Actinopteri; Centrarchiformes; Centrarchidae. Bases 1678 to 2238 code for a protein of 186 amino acids. The record is from RefSeq and is a predicted model, not a curated record. The transcript has 2 exons.
CAACUGCUCUGCUUUUGAAUGCUCAGCUGCAGAUAAAUGAACUUCCCUUCUGCUCUGAACUGUGACGGUGUGUUGAAUUUCCUCUGCCGUCUGGGACUGGACCGGGUUCACCAUGGAGGGAGAGUCCAGACGAGCAGUUCACCUGGGAGGAGGUAAGUUUAGUCUGUUUAAAGGGAUGUUUGUUCACCAACCACUUGGAUUUCUGCUGUUCUUGCAGAAUCAUCAAAAUCUGAUUCCUGGGAACACUUCCUGUGUUUUACGACCCUCUGGCCGGCAUAAUCUCCAGAACCAGAUCUUUGAGACGCUUUCUGAGUCAGAGUCUUCCUGCUGGAGAUGUACAGAGAACUCUCAGAUAAAAGGAAUAUCUGCUGCAGGUCUUGUUUGCCUCACUGAUCUGUGGGAGCUUGCUCUGUUACUUCUGUCUUUGUUGCUGUUCUCAGACUCUAAUUCUAAAUGAGCUGAUUUUACUUUCCUAAGAUGUUUAUUUUUGCAUAAUAAGGGUAAUGUAUCCAGGGGUAGUCCCUCUGAGCAAGUUUAAAUUUCUUGUUUUAUGUUUAUUAAGAUGUUUAUUAGGAUAAUGUUUAAGAUGUUUAGUGAAAGAAACACUGAACUUCAGGGCCUUGUUGCUCUCACACACACACCCGGCCAGUCAAUUCCGUAGGGGAAGUUAUGGUGAAGGCCGGGAUUCAAAAAUGAAUUAAACAUCUGAACGAGAGACAAAGGGGCCUUUCUGGCUUUUAACAAACUGUUGCUGCUCUCAGGCCCGAUAAAAUACAGGACCCAUGAACACACGGGGCCUUUGUACGCAGACUGCAGCUCUCAAGGUCAUCACGUGAUACAGCACGUGAACCUGGAGCACCAACUGUGGAAUUGUUUUCUACCUAUAACUAAUAAUAUCAAGAUGCUGUCCACUGUUGUUUUAAUAUUAAUUAUGUGUGGAGGAGGUCUGACCAUGAGAAAGGACACAUCAAUCAGUGUAACACAGAGUUUGAUGAGUCUGCUCCUGGGACCAGCUCAGAUACACGUGACAUGUAUUUGUUUGAAAUUAUCACUAAACUUUACUGGAAAAGAAAACUAUUAAGAAUGAAAGGAUGACCGUUCACGUUGGUUCAGUUACACUGAAGAAUUCAGAGUGAGGGCCCAUGAGGCCUCUGGGGCCCCGUCUGAAGGCAGAGAGGAGACGUCUUACUGAGGAAUGAAUCAAGUUCAACUUCCCACAGACUUCAUGGACCUUUGAUUUGGUUUGGAUUAAAGCUUUUUGACCUUUCACCUCCUCCUCGGAGACCCGCCUGCUUCUUCCAUUCCUUAUAAUACAGACGGUCAAGUUACGGAGCGUCAUCUGAAACACACGGCACUUUACUGGCACACACUGACUAUAGUUUAUUUCUGUUUACCAUUCUAUGAUUGCUUUUGUAUUAAUGUAAAUUAUCUGCUGCGUAGCAGAGGGAGGUACAAACACAAUUUCACUUUACAAUCUGUUGUAAUCUGACAAAUAAACCAUGUCCCUUUCUGAACGUCUUAGUCUGUCUUAAAAAAACUCAAUAAAUACUUAUCAGUAAGCACCUGGUGUUUCAGGUGUGUGCCGAAUUGACCAGCAGCUCUUCCUGAGUCUGAAAAGCCUCGACAGUAUUUUUUAGCAGGUUAUUUUAGCUACUAUUUGAUUCAUUUGUAGUUAAAAUGACUGUUUUGUCAAACGGAGUCUGGUUCCCCGCUCGGUUCAGACGGCUAAAAAACGGCCAGCAAAACGUCUUUAAAACACACGUUUCUUCCACACGUAUAACAACUAUUAAACUGCGGGGAAACGUGAAGAAUUCAGUCUUCAAACUGAGUUUUAUGAGACAUUUUACGAAGCAGCAGCAGCAGCAGCAGUGUUUACCUUCACUUCCUGCUUCCUGCGGACUCUGCACCAACAGCGCAUGCUCCUGUCUCCAGGCCGAAAGAGACAAGAUGGCGGCCGCAGCGUCCAGGAGGAAAAGCGUCAGACUGAAAGGUUCUGCUGGAAGAGACCUGGACCCGGACCGGACCGGCCGGGACGUCAGAACCGGGAAACGGAGAGGAGAGGAGAGACGCAAACGUCAGCACUGUGACAAAUCCUUCACAACAUCUGGAUCUUUAAAGAUUCAUCAGAGAAUUCACACUGGAGAGAAACCGUACAGCUGUGACCAGUGUGGGAAAACUUUCACUGCAUCACGUAACCUAGAAGCACACAGACGUAUUGACACUGGAGAGAAACCGUAGCUGUGAACUGUGUGGGAAAUCUUUCACUGGAUCAGAUAAAUUAAAAAUUCACAGACGUGUUCACAGUGGAGAGAGACCGUACUGGUGUGAACAGUGUGGGAAAACAUUUACUCAGAGUGGUCACCUUCAGCGCCACCAACGCACUCAUGUUGCUUCGUGUUGAACAUCUCAGAGCCAAGCUAGCUGUUUCCUCCUGCCUCCUCCUAAUGCCAACAGACAACAGUAACUUUAUAUUUUGAGCAGCAUGUAUGUUAUUGUGGUUAUGAACCUCUACUGGCCUGCUGUCAUCACAGACACUAUGUAGCUACGAGGCCAUUAAUCUACCAAGUGUUUUCCUGAAGAAUCGCUUGGCCCUGUUUCAGAAAACGGGUUUAGUGAAAACUCUGAGUAGGUUGCUGUCUGAGCCUGUGAUGAGAGAUUAAAUUAACUCUAGAUCAGUAACUGAUGCUUUGAAGUAAACCUCCUCAGGAGGACUCUCUAGUAA